Messenger RNA from Xenia sp. Carnegie-2017, 2858 nucleotides. RefSeq lists its product as uncharacterized. Bases 30 to 2669 code for a protein of 879 amino acids. The record is from RefSeq and is a predicted model, not a curated record. The transcript has a single exon. Lineage: Eukaryota; Metazoa; Cnidaria; Anthozoa; Malacalcyonacea; Xeniidae.
UGCUUCCGUCUUUCUUUCAUAUUGCAAGAAUGGCUGCCUCGAUCAGUUUUGUCAUUUUGUGUUUUUCAAGCUUCAUUAUUUUGGCUUUAUGUAACAACAAGGUAGUGCCAAGUAACAUAGAUCCCUAUGUUGAUUGUGCAAUUAAAGAACUUGCGUGGAAUUACUCCAAAAUCUUACUUCCUGAACGUGGUAAUUUGCUCUCAGUCUUUGACGCAUUACAAUUACAAGCCAGAUGCAAUGUAUCAAGACCUGAACAUGAAGAACUCAAUGUGAUCAGACGACGAAGUACGAAAUCCUUUGAUUAUUCCUCGAAAGUGAUUUUUGUUCAUCCAAACAAAGGAUCCGACGAAAACGAUGGCAGAGAGAUUAGCCCAGUUGCAACUUUGGAAAAGGCUACGGAUCUAUGUCAGCAGAGACGACAUUACCGAAAAGAUUGCACAAUUUAUCUCAUGAAAGGUGUGCAUGAACUUCGUCAAACAUUAAACCUUGGUCCCAAAGACAGUAACACACAUUUUAUUGGAGACGAUGCAAUAAUCUCAGGAGGCAAAGUUGUCGCUCCUGAAUGGAAACUUUAUGAAAAUUCAAUGCGUUUAUCUUCCGGACAGAAUGCGAUAUUCUACGACGAUCUAAAGCCUGGUGAGAGCUCAAAGUCAGUAAAAUUUAUGAAGAAAAUUAAUACAUCCGAGACAUGCUCCAGUAUCUGUGAUAAAGACGAUAAAUGUACUGCGUUUGUUUUUUUGAGUACGGGCCUCUACAAAUCAAUGUGUUAUUUUCGAUAUGAUGGUCUUUGGAACAUAGAACCUCAAAGUGGCUGCAUUAGUGGAAAGAAAAUAAAUAUAUAUGAAGCAGAUCUUAAAGAGUUUAACAUCAAACCGUUUAAUUCGUUGUUUAUUAAUGGUCGUCGUGUAGUGAGGGCACGUUUUCCUAAUGGCAAUCCAGAAACAGGCGGACUUCAUACACGACCCACUGGUUAUGUAAAUAAUGCCUUAAAAUGGCUUCCAGCCAAACAUUCACCACCUGCUGUUGAUAUACAAAUUAAAAACCCAUACAGACCACAUAAUCAGUUUCCAAUAUUCCAGUUAGGUAUUGGUGGAUCCGUUGAGCAAUUUAAUCCUCCAGAAUCGUAUUGGGCAACUAAAGCACCAUAUGGUGGUGUAACAUAUAAAGUACCAUCAGGUUUAGUGUAUAGUAAAUCACUAGAAAUAUCUAAAAACAUUUGGAGGAAACCCGAGAAAGGUAUCGUACAUACAUUAAUGCGUUAUCAUUGGGGAGGAUGGCAGUUUCAAAUUGAUGCUCGAAAUACUUCCAGUAAUACGAUAUCAUGGAGUAAGGGAGGUUUCCAGGAAGCAAGAGGGGACGUUGCGGGUGCUGAAUGGUACGUUGAGAACAUUUUUGAAGAACUUGAUGAAGCAGGAGAGUGGUAUUAUGAUGACGAGAAAAAUAAACUUUAUUACUUUCCAAAUGGAAGUUUACCUGAACAAGUCACCAUAUCUCAAUUUGAAUCAUUAAUUUCUAUUAAAGGAAGCCAGUCUAAGCCUGUCUUUAAUAUAUCCUUUUCUCAAAUCACUUUUACGGAAACGUCAUCAACAUUUUUAGAAAGUUAUGAAGUCCCAAGUGGUGGAGACUAUUCCAUUCAUCGUAACGCAGCUUUAUUUAUUGAAGGUGCUGAUAACGUUGUUGUUGAUAACUGUCUAUUCAAAAAUAUUGGUGGAAAUGCCUUAUUUCUAAGUAAGUAUAUUCGCAAUGCCGUCAUAUCAAAUAAUGAGUUUCUUUGGAUUGGAGAUAACGCCAUCGCUGUGAUUGGUUCAUCGCAACUAAUUGAUGGUACAGAUGGUAAUCAACCUCGUGGAGUUAAAAUUGUCCGUAAUCUUGCUCACGAAAUUGGACUAUUUGGAAAGCAAACGGCUGCAUAUUUUCAGUCAGUUACCUGUCAAACUCUUCUUGAAGGAAAUGUAUUUUUCAAUGGCCCCAGGGCAGGAGUAAAUUUUAAUGAUGGGUUUGGAGGGGGAAGUAAUGUUACCAAAAAUUUACUGUUCAAUUUUGUGAGAGAAACGAAAGAUCAUGGUCCUUUCAAUUCAUGGGAUAGACAACCUUAUUUGACUAAAGUAAAAGAUGAAAAAACUGCAUCUCUGACACCCAAGGAAAAUUACAUGACCUAUAACUUUAUUAUUAAUAAUUUUAAUUCUUAUUGGCCAAUUGAUCACGAUGAUGGAAGUGCAUAUUAUACUGAUCAGUAUAACUAUCUUAUCUAUGGUGGUUUUAAAAACUACCUUGGUCAUUCAAAAACUUCACAGUUUAACGUUUACAUUUAUCCAGAUGCCAACCCGAGAUAUAGUCUAAGGUUCUGUGCUGGUAGUUCUGGUACGAGAAUCGGACCAUUGGCUUCUGGGUGGGGCGAUCGUUAUACAGAUAACAUAUGUAUCAUUAAAAACGAGCAAGUUUACAGCUAUCCAAGUUGUCAUUUGAAAAACAUUUCUCAACUUAUACCUUUCACUGCGAGGAACAAGUUUUACACACCAAAUGCAAAUGUGAUUUUCAAAUGCGCAAGUCACACGUGGACGUUAAGUGAGUAUCAAAAAAUUGGUUUUGAUUUGGGAACAACUGUAUCCAAGCUUGUUGACACAAAACAAAUUAUUCAAUGGGGAAAAGAUGUAUUGAAAAUACAAUAACGAACUUCGAUUGAACGUUUAGUAUUUAGAGUUUAUUUUAAAGCUUUCUUUAAUGGGACGGUAAAUAGAUUUAUACAACUUAUUGCAUAAGAAAUCUUUAUACUAUAUAUAAUGAUAUUUCUUAUGUAUUUGACAUGAUAUAAUGAUAAUGUUAUAACACAUAAUAAAAUUUGGAUUAAUUUUUGAAAA